UGGAAGGAAACGAUCGUAUGGAAUGAUGCUGAGGCUGUGCACGCCAACGCCUCUAUGUGGCGGGGUCCUGUCGAGUCGAACGCCGCAACACACGUUUUGAUCCGCGGUCGCGUUCCACAACUGAGCGUGAGGCUCGCGGCAGUCAGCAGCAGGUUAUUGUCGCUACGCCGAGGAGCUGUGAUGAUGUACGCACUCGUGGCUCUGGCACUACUUCUGCCAGGUGGCCAAGGGAAAGCCAUCAACUCGCUUGCGGGCCCAUACACAGCUUACGCGGAUCGGUUUUACAACUGUGAACGCAAGACCGCAUGGGCAUGGUAUAUACGAGCCACUCACUUCAAUCCUCUGAAACCAAAUGAACUGCAACUCCUCACUGGAAACAUGACCAGUGAAAGACCGGUUGAUGACAAAUGUUGGUUGAAAGUAUACCUGGAUACUCGGUCUAAUAACCAAUGGAAAGAAAACGCGUUUAUCUUCGAAUUUAGAGAUAAGGCGUGCAACACGCUGCAAGUUCACACUCCCGGAUUUUAUAACGUUUUUUUUGGAAAAGAAAAGAAACCUAAAGGUGCUCCCUGCUCAAUUGGUCCUGGAGUUUUCUCAGUGGUAGAGACUCCAAUCGACUGGACGUUUCCGAAAUUUCUGAUCAUGCCUUAUGGAAAUUACAAAUUUCGAAUGACGGUUGGUGUUGGCAAAGAAAUGGUGGCAUGCUUGAUAGUGGAGUGUCAUGUGAUUCCCAAAGUGCAAACAUGAAAAGAGUAGAACAUAUUAUAAAAGUUUGACGUGUCAGCAGUCAG
Frankliniella occidentalis (western flower thrips) is the source of this 791-nucleotide messenger RNA. RefSeq lists its product as uncharacterized. The transcript has 4 exons. The record is from RefSeq and is a predicted model, not a curated record. Bases 55 to 747 code for a protein of 230 amino acids. NCBI's taxonomy places the organism in Eukaryota, Metazoa, Arthropoda, Insecta, Thysanoptera, Thripidae.